AUGUGUCGACACACGUUCAGCCCCCUGAUUCCAGUGGUGUCUGGGGUUUCUGUGCUGCCCUGUCGGGGGGGUGUUUGGGGGGAUGCCCCCCUGGGGGGGUUAGUCGGCCAUAGCUCGCAGUUCGUGGCCGUUUUGUGCCGAGUGGGCGCCUCUGCUGUCAUCACAACGUGGCCCCGGCUCUGUGCCGCGAGGGGCAUGCACUCAGCCUUUUGCCGCCAUUCGUCCAAAUGUCUAAUCCCCGUAAUCCCCCGCCUCCCCCUCUUCCGCCCCCCGCCUCCCCCUCCUUCCCCCCCCCCCUCCCCCUCCUCCCCCCUUCCCGUCUCCGGCUCCUCUGUGAUGUUUGCGCCUCCGCUGGGGCCGGCGGUGGAGCGGGAGCAGGUGGAGCGCAUUCAGCCCCAGCUGCAGCACGCCAACGCGGUGGGCCAGGGCCUCAUCCAGAGCGCCGCCAAGCACACCGACACGCAGGCGCUGGAGCACGACCUGGAGACCACCAACCUGCGCUGGAACUCGCUCAACAAGCGGCUGGCGGAGCGGAUAGCCCAGCUGCAGGAGGCCCUGUUGCAUUGUGGGAAGUUCCAGGACGCCCUGGAGCCUCUGCUGAGCUGGCUGAGCGACACUGAGGAGCUGGUGGCCAAUCAGAAGCCUCCGUCUGCCGAAUACCGCGUGGUCAAGGCCCAGAUCCAAGAGCAAAAGCUGUUGCAGAGACUCUUAGACGACCGCCGGCCAACCGUGGAGAUGAUCCGCGCUGAGGGCGAGCGGAUCGCGGCCACAGCCGACGCUCAGGACCAGGAGAAGAUCCAGACUCAGCUCCAGUGUCUGUCCGAGAGGUGGUGCAGCCUGCUGGACAAAGCCAGCUCCAGGAAGAAGACGGUGGACCAGGCCAUCCGGAACGGCCAGGCUCUUCUGAAGCAGACCACAGGCGAGGAGGUGCUGCUCAUCCAGGAGAAGCUGGACGGGAUCAAGUCGCGCUACGCGGAGGUGACGGCGGGCAGCGCCCGGGCGCUGCGCACGCUGGAGCAGGCGCUGCAGCUCGCCACCCGCUUCGCCGCCGCCCACGACGACCUGGCCCAAUGGCUGGACGGCGUGGAGGCGGAGCUCAGCAGAACGGAGGCCGACGCCACGCCCGCCUACCAGGAGAGGCAGAAGAGGUGCGAGGGAUCGGGCUGUUUGGAGGUGGAGCUGACCUCUGGGGUUUCUCCUGGGCAGGAGCUGAAGAAGCUGUCUGCAGAGAAGCGUCUGGUUCUGGACACGCUCAACGAGGUGGGCGGCGCCCUGCUGGACCUGGUGCCCUGGCGGGCCCGCGAGGGCCUGGACCGCCUGGUGGCCGACGCCAACCAGCGCUACCGGCACGCCGACGACACCAUCACCCAGAGGGUGCAGCUGGUGCAGGCCGCCAUCCAGAGGUCGCAGCAGUACGAGGAGGCCGUGGACGCGGAGCUGGCCUGGGUGGGCGAGACGGAGCGGAAGCUGGCGUCUCUGGGCCCCCUGAGCCUGGAGCCCGACGUGACGGGGGCCCAGCUGCAGGUGCAGAGGGCCUUCAACAUCGACAUCAUCCGCCACAAGGACGCCGUGAAGACGGGCUCCCUGAGUGCUCGCUACGAGGGCGUGAGCCAGAGCCACAGCGAGCGCUUCUCGGCCCUGGAACAGGCCCAGGUCCUGGUGGCCCGCUUCUGGGAGACCCACGAGGAGCUGGAGCCCUGGCUGGGAGAGACGGAAGCCCUCAUCAUGCAGCUCCCGCCGCCCGCCAUCGACACAGACGCCCUGCGGCUGCAGCAGGACCAGAUGAGGCUGCUCAGAGAGUCCAUCGCAGAGCACAAACCGCACAUCGACAAGCUGUUGAAGAUCGGCCCCCAGCUGGCCGAGCUCAGCCUCCAGGAGGGGGCCACCGUCAUCCAGCGCUACACCGACGCCGAGAGGCGCUACCUGGCCAUCAAGGAGGAGGUCAAAGGUCGCGCCACGUCCCUGGACGAGGCGGUGUCCCAGUCGACCCAGUUUCACGACAAAAUGGACCCGCUGCUGGAGACGCUGGAGGCGGCGGCGCAGCCCGUCCGGUCCCGCCUCCUGCGCCUGCGCUCGCUCUGGGACGAGAUCCGGCAGCGGGCCGAGGAGCGGGAGGGCAAACUGAACGACGUGCUGGACCUGGCGGGGAAGUUCUGGGCCGACGUGGCGGCGCUACUGAGCACGCUCAGAGACUCCCAGGACAUCGUGCGGGAGCUGGAGGACCCCGGCGUGGACCCCUCGCUCAUCAAGCAGCAGAUCGAGGCUGCGGAGGCCAUCAAGGCGGAGACGGACGGCCUGAGGGAGGAGCUGGAGUUCGUCAGGACCCUCGGGGCUGACCUCAUCUUUGCCUGCGGGGAGACCGAGAAGCCGGAGGUCAAGAAGACCAUCGACGAGAUGAACGCCGCCUGGGAGGGGCUGAACCGCACAUGGAGGGAGAGGAUGGAACGGCUGGAGGAGGCCAUGACGGCCUCUGUUCAGUACCAGGACGCUCUGCAGUCCAUGUUCGACUACCUGGACAACGCUGUGAUCAAGCUGUGUGAGAUGUCGACGGUGGGCACCGAGCUGGGAACCGUCAAGCAGCAGAUCGAGGAGCUCAAGCAAUACAAGGUGGAGGUGUACCAGCAGCAGAUCGACAUGGAGAAGCUGUGCCACCAGGGGGAGCUGCUGCUGAAGAAAGUGUCGGACCAGACGGACCGGGACAUGAUCCAGGAGCCCCUGACGGAGCUGCGCCACCUCUGGGAGAACCUGGGGGACAAAAUCACCCAGAGACAGCACAAGCUGGAGGGCGCCCUGCUGGCCCUGGGCCAGUUCCAGCACGCCCUGUCCGAGCUGCAGUCCUGGCUGAGCCACACUCACACCACCCUGGACACGCAGCGGCCGGUCAGCUCCGACCCCAAAGCCAUCGAGAUCGAGCUGGCUAAACACCACGUGUUGCGUAACGACGUGCUGUCCCAUCGCGCCACCGUGGAGACGGUGAACGGCGCCGCCGCCGAGCUGCUGGAGUCUUCCCCGGGGGACGAGGCCAGCCACCUGCGGGACCAGCUGGACCAGCUCAACCACAGCUGGGAGAGUCUGCUGCUCAAGACCCAGGAGCGCCAGAAGCUGCUGGAGGCCGCCCUGCAGCAGGAGCUCCAGGCCCAGCUGGCCCAGCGGGCCGACCUGUACCACCGGCUGCUGGACCAGGGCGAGUCCAUGCUGCUGGCCCGGGGGGGGGAGGAGCCGGGCCCCGGCACCACCCAGACCCAGCAGAACCUGGCCAUGCUCCAGAACAAGUGGGCCAGCCUGAACGCCAAGAUGGACGACCGCAGGGGGAAGCUGGAGGAGGCCGUCUCCCUGGCGACGGGCUUCCAGACCUCCCUGCAGGACACCAUCAACUGGCUGACCCAGACCGAGCAGACCCUGAACAUGGCGCAGCCCCCCAGCCUCAUUCUGGACACCGUCCUCUUCCAGAUCGACGAGCACAAGGUGUUUGUGAACGAGCUGAACACCCACAGGGAGCAGGUCCUGGCUCUGGAGAAAGCCGGCUCCCAGCUCCGCUUCGCCAGCCUGAAGCAGGACGUGGUCCUGAUCAAAAACCUGCUGCUCAGCGUCCAGGCCCGCUGGGACAAGCUGGUCCAGAGGUCGCUGGACCGCGGCCGCCACCUGGACGAGGCCCGCAAACGGGCCAAGCAGUUCCACGAGGCCUGGAGGAAGCUGACGGACUGGCUGGAGGAAGCCGAGAAAAGGCUGGACUCAGAGCUGGAGAUUUCCAACGAGCCGGACAAGAUCAAAGUCCAGCUGACCAAACACAAGGAGUUUCAGAAGGCGCUGGGCUCGAAGCAGCCCGUCUACGACACCACCGUGAGGUCCGGAAAGGCCAUGAGGGACAAAGCCCAGCUGCCCGCCGACCAGCAGAAGCUGGACCACCUGGUGGGGGAAGUCCGGGACAAGUGGGACACCGUCUGCGGGAAGAGCGUGGAGAGGCAGCACAAGCUGGAGGAGGCGCUGCUGUUCUCAGGCCAGUUCGCAGAGGCUCUCCAGGCGUUGGUGGACUGGCUGUACCGAGUGGAGCCCCAGCUGGCUGAGGACCAGCCCGUCCACGGGGACCUGGACCUGGCGCUGAAGCGCUCGGCUCGGGACCUGAUGGACACGGGCCGCGAUGAUACCGCCUGGGUCAAAGUCCAGCUCCAGGAGCUAAGCAACCGCUGGGACACAGUGUGCGCCCUGUCCGUCACCAAGCAGACCCGGCUCCAGCAGGCGCUCAAACAGGCGGAGGAGUUCCGCACGGCGGUGCAGAUGCUGCUGGAGUGGCUGUCGGAGGCGGAGCAGACGCUGCGUUUCCGCGGUGUCCUGCCUGAGGAGGCGGAGACUCUGCAGGCGCUGCUGCACACGCACCGAGACUUCAUGGGCACCGUGGAGGAGAAGAGGACCGACGUGAACAAGGCCGCCGGCAUGGGGGAGGGCAUCCUGACGCUGUGCCACCCAGACUCCAUCACCACCAUCAAGCACUGGAUCACCAUCAUCAGGGCGCGAUUCGAGGAGGUGCUGACGUGGGCCAAGCAGCACGAGCAGAGGCUGGAGACAGCUCUGUCUGAGGUGCUCAGCAACGCCAACCUGCUGGAGGAGCUGCUGUCCUGGCUGCAGUGGGCCGAGACCACUCUGGUCCAGAGGGACACGGAGCCCCUGCCUCAGGACAUCCCGCAGCUCAAGACGCUCAUCACCGAGCACCAGAUGUUUAUGGAGGAGAUGACCAGGAAGCAGCCAGACGUCGACAAAGUGACGAAGACCUACAAGAGGAAGCCGGCCGAGGCUCCCAGCAGCCUGGCCGAGAGGAGAGGAGCCCGUACGUCCUCCGGGCGUCCGCCCGCUCGCCGGCGCCGUCGGCGCCGUCUCCCCCCCCCCCAGCCGGCUGAAUCCUGUGUUCUGUCUGCAGGCAAACAGCAGCAGCAGCAGCAGCCGGCGGCGGCCAUGCAGCUGCAGGGGGGGAACCCCCGGCUCAACCAGCUGUGUGCCAGGUGGCAGCAGGUGUGGCUGCUGGCUCUGGACCGCCAGCGGAAGCUGAACGACGCCUUGGACCGGCUGGAGGAGCUCAAGGAGUUUGCCAACUUUGACUUCGACGUGUGGAGGAAGAAGUACAUGCGCUGGAUGAACCACAAGAAGUCCCGAGUCAUGGAUUUCUUCAGGCGCAUCGACAAGGACCAGGACGGGAAGAUCACCCGGCAGGAGUUCAUCGACGGCAUCCUGGCCUCCAAGUUUCCCACCAGUAAGCUGGAGAUGACGGCGGUGGCCGACAUCUUCGACCGGGACGGGGACGGUUACAUCGACUACUACGAGUUCGUCGCCGCUCUGCAUCCCAACAAGGACGCGUACCGGCCCACCACCGACGCCGACAAGAUAGAGGACGAGGUGACCCGGCAGGUGGCCCAGUGCAAGUGUGCCAAGAGGUUCCAGGUGGAGCAGAUCGGAGAGAACAAAUACCGAUUCGGCGACUCCCAGCAGCUGCGUCUGGUCCGGAUCCUGCGCAGCACGGUGAUGGUGCGAGUCGGAGGCGGCUGGAUGGCGCUGGACGAGUUCCUGGUGAAGAACGACCCGUGCAGAGCUCGUGGUCGCACCAACCUGGAGCUCAGGGAGAAGUUCAUCCUCCCGGAGGGGGCGUCCCAGGGCCUGGCCGCCUUCCGCUCCCGGGGCCGGCGCUCCAAACCGGGCUCCCGCAACGCCUCGCCCACCCGCUCCUCGUCCUCCGCCUCACACAGCGGCGCCUCGCUCCCGUCGGCGCCCUCCGCCCCCGCCACGCCCACGGCCUCGGCCUCAUCCAGGUCCUCCCACCCUCACUCUCGUGACUAUGCCAAGCCCUGGCUGGCACACAGUAAAACUCCAACGUCAACCAAGUGCCACUGCUGCCCAGAUCACGGUCACAGCCUCAUCACUCCUGGGCACGAGGGGGCGCCGUCGGGCUCCAAACUCAAGAGGCCGACCUUCCACUCGAGCCGAGGCUCGCUGACGGGGGAGAACGGCGGGACGGCGCACAGCGCCAAACGAACUGACCCUAAACGCGGCGCGUCCAGCGCCAGCGGCCCGACCAGCCGCGCGGGCAGCCGGGCGGGGAGCCGGGCGGGGAGUCGUGCCAGCAGCCGCCGCGGCAGCGACGCCUCGGACGCCUCAGAGCUGCAGGACGCUCGCUCCGUCUGCUCGGACACCUCUGACACCCCCAGGAGGCCCGGGGGCGGAGCCAAGCCCUCCAAGAUCCCCACCAUCUCCAAGAAGGCGUCCAGCCCCAAAACACCCACGUCCGGCAAGAAGUGA
Molecule: messenger RNA, 6282 nt
Organism: Menidia menidia (Atlantic silverside)
Lineage: Eukaryota; Metazoa; Chordata; Actinopteri; Atheriniformes; Atherinopsidae
Source: the annotation of a GenBank genome assembly